This is a messenger RNA of Neolamprologus brichardi, 6861 nucleotides long. The record is from RefSeq and is a predicted model, not a curated record. Lineage: Eukaryota; Metazoa; Chordata; Actinopteri; Cichliformes; Cichlidae.
ACCCACGAGCACUCUGUGCAUUUGAACCGAGUCCCCUCUCCGCCCCGCUGUCUCCUCCACCGGAGGCGGGCAAUUAGAGGUCUGAAGAAAUAGGUCUGCGAUUGCUGGGCAGAUGAAUUAGUUGGCGUUCAGUGUCUGUAUGGAGGGUAAGUUCUGUGCGCAGGGGGCCAAAAAUGUCGGGGAUGUAUGGAGUCACGACGCACGACGCAGCGCGGCUCGUCAUGACCUGAAGUGAAUCACCACGGGAUUGCUUUAGUGACGUGAAAUUUAGGUUGGCUGCAAUUAGGCAUGGCUUGUGCGCCGCAUAUUUACCAGCAGCUGUAGCCAUAGCUGCUUUUUUCCCCCCUCCACCAUUUUCAUCACCAUUUUCUUUUUGCUUAUUGUUUUUCUCUGAGUCAUUUUUAUAAAAUGUAGCAGCUUUGCAUCAAAAGACAUUUCACUACAUCCGGAACUUGCGCAAACUAUCUUGCGCUGUAUUGCAUUUUCCCCCCUAUUAAGUAAAGAGCGUGGCUGCUCUGCGCCGGUCAAGUGUUUGCGGAUUUUUUUCUGAACACGGCGCUUCAUGCUUCGUGCACCUGUGGACGCCUGCAAAGGAGGAAGCGAGGACGCCUUUUGUGAUUUCUUUUAUUUUUUUUACCCACCCCACGCUCACACACGCACAUACGAGGGUCGGUUUAUUUGUAGUGUCUUUCCAGCAAAUUAAAGCGUCUGUCGGAUGCACGGCUGUAUUUCAAGCAGUCUGAAAGGUCUGGUCAGAUUCAGCACCACAUCGGCUCUGAACAGCUCCCGGUCGUCGCGUGUGGAUGGGCUCUGUCGGUCUCCGCGCCUCCUGCAGCUCCUAACUACCGGCAACAAUGGCAUCACACGGGUUCUGGUCUCUUGGCGGAGAUAAUGCGGGGGCCAAUACCGGGAGUCAGAGCCCGAGUACGCCCAGGGCUUGGUGCCAAGCAGCGGCCCAGAAAUUAUCCGGAGGAAUUGGAUCGAAAUUAUGUGCGCUGCUAAAUGUCGGGGAGGUGGAGAAACCCGCCGAGCCGGGCGCCAAGCAGCCGCCCCAGACGGAUGCAGGAACCUGCGGCUGCAACAAAUCCUGCAACUGCACCAAAGCUGCUGUGGGCUUCUCCGACCUCUAUUCAACAGACCUGUUACCGGCCACGGACGGUGACACCAAAACGAUGACCUUCCUGCAGGAAGUUGUGGACAUUUUACUGGCCUACAUAGUGGAGUCUUUCGACCGGGAAACGAAAGUUAUUGAUUUUCAUUAUCCGAACGAGCUGCUUCAGAUGAACAACUGGGAGCUGCAGGACGAACCUGCGACUCUGGACGACAUCUUGAUCAGCUGUCGCGCUACAUUGAAAUACGCCAUCAAAACAGCCCACCCCAGGUACUUCAAUCAGCUCUCCACGGGAUUAGACAUGGUCGGACUUGCAGCCGAUUGGCUAACAUCCACCGCCAACACCAAUAUAUUCCUUUGGGGUUGUGUCAGUGGUGCUAUUUCUAACAUGUACGCCAUGCUGCUGGCCCGCUUCAAGAUGUUCCCUGAGGUGAAAGAGAAGGGAAUGUCAUCCGUUCCCAGACUGGUGGCCUUCACAUCCGAACAUAGCCAUUUUUCAAUCAAAAAAGGUGCAGCAGCUCUCGGCAUUGGGACUGAAAGCGUGAUCUGCAUCAAAGCAGAUCAAAGCGGUAAAUUGAUCCCAGCUGACCUUGAGAGGCGAAUACUGGAGGCAAAACAGAAGGGUUUUGUACCUUUCUUCGUAAGUGCGACUGCUGGGACAACAGUGUACGGAGCUUUUGACCCCCUCAUUGCCAUUUCUGACAUUUGCAAAAAGUACAACAUCUGGAUGCACGUGGAUGGAGCAUGGGGAGGAAGUCUGCUCAUGUCCAGGAGACACAGGUGGAAGCUGGACGGAGUUGAGAGGGCCAAUUCAGUCACAUGGAAUCCACACAAAAUGAUGUCUGUCCCUCUGCAGUGUUCUGCCCUGCUGGUCAGAGAGGAGGGUCUUAUGCAGAACUGCAACCAGAUGCACGCCUGCUACCUAUUCCAGCAGGACAAACACUACGAUCUUUCUUACGACACCGGAGACAAGGCGCUGCAGUGUGGACGUCAUGUGGACAUCUUCAAGCUGUGGCUCAUGUGGAGAGCUAAGGGCACCAUUGGGUUCGAGGCUCAGAUUGACAAGUGUCUGGAGCUGUCCGAGUACCUCUACAACAAGAUUAAAGACAGGGAAGGAUACGAGAUGGUCUUUGAUGGCAAACCUCAGCACACCAACGUCUGCUUCUGGUACCUGCCGCCUGGCAUCCGCUACAUGGAGGACAAAGAGGAGAGAAAGAAACAUCUGCACAAGGUGGCUCCCGUCAUAAAAGCCAGAAUGAUGGAGUACGGGACAACUAUGGUGAGCUACCAGCCACAAGGGGACAAGGUCAACUUCUUUCGCAUGGUGAUCUCAAAUCCUGCUGCUACCUUUGAGGACAUCGACUUUCUUAUUGAGGAGAUUGAACGACUUGGCCAGGAUCUAUAAGACACAUCUCUCCAAAUCCUCUUGUACUUUUCCCCUUGACGGAUGAAUUGUUUGUCGUGAAUGUACUGGUAAACUUAUUUUCUUUUCUCUCAAUCUUUCCUCCAAAGUCUCAUAUUUAAGAGUAUAUUUGAGAAAAAAGAUCUGCAGAUAUAUCCAUAUAUUACGUAUUGUAGCUUUGCCGUGGGCUGACUUGGUCCAAAGCUAUGUAAAAGUGCUUCUGUCUGCUUCUCCUGUAGUGUAGUAGAUCCCAGAGUAGUGUAAGUGACGUAACUUUAUAUGUAAUUUUUGUGAUAUGAAAUGCUUGUGCAAUAAGUCGAUGAGAAAGAGUUUAUUUCUCAAUCAUUUCUCAUUUGCCGAGUCCGUUGUUAAGUGCCAAACGUGGUUGUGUUCUAUUGUAACUUUAAAGCAUUUUAAACUUCUCGUUUAAAACAAAAAUAGCACUUCACCUUACCUCAGCUUAAUCAACUGCCUUUACAUCUGCACAUUAUACUCAAAGCAGGACAGAACUCCUUCUCUUACCUGGUGUUGUUACGCAGUGCCAGCACAUGUUAAAGACAUAACCCAGCCAGAGCAGACUGCAUGAUGAAAACGUGAAAACACAGCAGUUCAAAGCAUUUACAAUCAAACCAGUUCACCACCCAUCACCUCUGCCUUUGACAGUUCAACCUGCAGCUCAUGAUGCUGCUCUGCUUAUUGAUUAUUAAGGCUUUUUUACUCUCUUUCUAAUGUGUUUAGGCGAUAAAGGCCUGUAAAACCCAUGUCGCUGGACAUUGUUGGCUUGCUACAUGAAUCCAUCGAAAUGGGAUCCAUUUCCAUCCUUGCUGUAUAAUUAGCUUUGCUCCAUAUGUUAGAAUGAAGAUCGGCCCUUGAGCUAUAAUCCUGAAGUUUCCAGUGUAUUGAACUGCAUUGAAUAGAUUUCAGAUUUUCUGCAGUAGUCAUCAACUGUAUUUGUCUCCUGUUACUGUUGCUAUGUGUGGUAGUAGUACCAGUUGUUUUCCAAAGCAUUUCACCUAACAACCUUAUUUUUUCAUUGCAUAUUUGACAGACUAACUGCUGAAAGCCAAUCUGCUGCUUCCAGGGGCCAUUACAUACAUGUAUCCAUUUCCUUGCACUGAGUAGCACACCAAGGUAGUAGUUGAGUAGACUUUUUUUCUCUUCUUGGAAAGGACACCAACUGUGCACAUGACCAGACAUGUCCAAGGGUCUACAGUUUGCUUUAUGUAGGCUGUGUUGGGAACAUUAGUUUAGUCCAAACAACAUAAUGAGUCUAAUGUAAAUUACUUCAAAUUCUCUUAGAAUUCUCCUUCACCUGUUUACCUUGACCGCUUGACAUUUUCAUUUUAAAGGAGGACAAAUUAGGUAAUUGUUUGACUAUUUGAUCACAAGCCUGAUGUUCCAAUACAGCUCCCAAAUUAAAUUCAUUGCUCAGUAGAGGUAUACCCCAAACACGUAGGAUUACCCACUCCAUCCGAAUGAACAACUUCCUGCCGGCCUGCAUCAUUAAUUCACCUCUUUGAGACUUGAAAAGGCGAAGACACACAAGGAAGCAUGUUGAAAUUUAGUCCUUGCCUUGUUUCUUUUGCACAACACUAUAUGGGAAGUAUGACCAAUUGAUCAUUUAGGCAAAGUGCUACCAAGGUGCCCCAAAGGGCAUCAUAGCCCUAGCUUCACUGCAUGCCCACUGCCAUUUAUAUACAGGGAAUUUGCAGUACUAAAGAUUCACUAUGAAUGGAUCUGUUAUCUAACUUUGUGGAUAUUCCUUGUACAGAGAGUCUAUGUCAAUGUUUGGCAAAAAUGCCUAUAUAUUUUGUUUUAUUUAAAAUGUUACAAAUGAAUUGCUUUUUAGUGCUGGUUGCAGUGAACCUACUGGAACUUGGAUGUUACAGGGUACACGGUGCAUUGCCCAGGUGGCAGUUUAAGUCAUAUCCCCUUUUUCCGCCCCAUCAGGUUCUUUAAUUCCAGUACCAUCUCUGGGCACUGCUCCCAAAGCUUUGUGGCACCGAAUUGCCGCUAGCCUGCCAAACAAAUCAGGACAGAAAUCUUAAGGAUUAUAACUUUAAAUAUGAAAGAAAAGAUUUUCUUUUUGUAGUCACACUUUUGAACGAGCACUUACUGAAAGGUUGUGGAUCUUAAGAAACCAAGAAUUGGGCAAUAAUGGGGUAUUGUUGGGAUAUAGGAUCUUAACCAGAUUUGCAGCUACUGUAUACCUGACAUUACUUGCACUAAAUCACUGUUGGGAGGAGCCGCAUCCCUUAGCAUUGCAACUGAGAUUUUGUCUUUCUGCAUUCACAAGCAAUAUUUGAGUAUGGGUCCAAUAUAGAUAUCUAUAUAUAUAUACAUACGCAUAUAUGUAUCCUGCAUAAUAUCAAAAGGAUCAAUAGUAAAUGAUAAUCAAGUUUCCAGACCAAACCCAUGGUAGUUUGCAAAAAACAAGAACAAAAAAAGAAACCUGGAGUAAAAGCAGGCUUAUCGUAGGCGGGUUAGUUGGAAUGUGAACCCUGAUUUAUCAGGCAGAGGUUCUGUAGCAUUUUCAUUAGAACAAGUUAGAAAAGCACAAUUAUAGCUCAACAUGGUCGGUCAGUGAACAAUCACUUUUGAUCAUAGACUGUAAAUAGUAUUUCAAGAUGUCCUAAGUACAUAUCUUUGUGUAUACAUACGUGUAUAUAAGACAUUUAACCAGAGACUAUUUGUGAGGUAAAGUUCUUCAUAUUUUCUCUAUCUCCAAUAUAGAUUACCUGUAUUUUCAUCCGGUUUGUCCAAAAGGCUUUUUUCCUUGUGUGUAUGUAUGUAUGUAUGUUCGAUACUUGAUUUGUGACUUCUAGCUAUUUCAAAGAUGUGUUUCAGGGACUGGCUUUAAAGAAACUGAUCGAUUUUACUUUGAAAUACUUCCAAGUCUUACUCAGAGACUCGGGUGUUUGGAUUUUCAAUGAAUAUGCAAAGCCAUUUUGACUCUGAAGCGCCGUGUUUUUCGUGCACAAGUGAUACUUGACGGUAUGUGCCAACUGUGUACCUUAGUGUGUUUGUAAGUGUGUUGCCUUAGUAUGAAUUUUUCAGUAUUGUCUAGUUUUCCUCCAAAUGGGAGGUUGUGCACUUUAGAGUAUACACAUGAUCAAAUAACGUGCAAUGUCCGAUGGUUGUCCAUAAGUUGAUGUUUAAAAAAAAAUCUACUACUCAAGAUAUGUAAUUUAAGCUCUUGGGUCUGAAUGUGCACUGAAUCGAGGGUCUGCCAGAAAUGAAAGGAUUUAAUUUUUUCUCAGUUUGUAGAUAUUGUAAAGCUUCUCCUUUAAAUGUUUUACAUCUCAACGGAGAGUUGCCUAAAGUUUCAAAUUUUUACUUUCUGUUUCGCCCCAAACCAAAAUUGGCUUCCACACUGUGACACAGACAGCAUCUGAUUUAUUACAGCGACAAUAAAAUCUCACUUUGGUAGUCUCGGAAAGCCAGACACUUUGUUUCUCUUGCUGCUGCUGCUAGACUUGCUUCCUUUGCACGACAUGCAUGCGAUGCCUUGCCUAUCCAGCUUGUUUGAUAUACAGUCUCCUAUAUAUCUAUUUAUAUCUAUCUCUCUCUCUAUAUAUACAUAUAUACAGUUUGUGUAGCUCCUGUAAUUAGCUUUAGUGUCCGAUGUAUAGCUUAGCUUGUAGAUUAGUGCUGUCGCUCUAGCCUUUACAUGUGAUCUCUGUGUCUUGAGCUUCCUGUAAAGUUUCUUUGUGCCGCCAGCAUGCUAACCUCGCCUAGCAUUGUACUCCUCUCCGCGCUUGAUCUGACUUUCUCUAUCCUCUGUCUUUCUGCUUGAAGACUGUCGCAGCUCUGAACGUAGCGUAUUAUAUCUAUAUGUGUAGUCCCUCAGCAUGUCUUUCUGAAAGCUCCUCUCUGCUCUGCGCCUGUACAACCUUUUUCUCUCUUUCUCUUCCGCUUCGCCCUCUGGUAGCAGUGACAACGUAUCCUCGCGCUUUCCUCUGACGUUUCUCGGCUGCCCGCUGUCGUUCUGUUCGCGUGUCUGAGACGGUGUGUUGGCUUGUGUCAUGGUGCCCACAGUGUCACCGUUUCUGAUGUUUGUUUCACAAAGGCCCUCGACUCUGUGGGAUGUAUGCGAAAUAAAUUUAACUGAGACUUUAACAAAUAUAUAAGGAAAAAAUAGACCCUAGUUUCUUGCUUAUGAGAAAUAUUGUUUGUUUAUAAGAACAGUUAAAACUCCCAGUAUUCAGAGUGCAGAUCAUUUCACUGAAUAUGGUGCAAUUUUGAAUCAUACAUUCUGCAAACUGCUGUGCUGGCUUUAUCAAACGUUCAUUUGUCCUGAACUAUAUGUUGCUCUUGGGAAAAUAGAAAUAAAUAUUGCCAAAACAAA